Messenger RNA from Platichthys flesus (European flounder), 6234 nucleotides. It is a transcript of the gene ntsr1, whose product is annotated as neurotensin receptor 1 (high affinity). The transcript is spliced from 4 exons. The record is from RefSeq and is a predicted model, not a curated record. Gene Ontology annotation, biological process: neuropeptide signaling pathway. NCBI's taxonomy places the organism in Eukaryota, Metazoa, Chordata, Actinopteri, Pleuronectiformes, Pleuronectidae. Bases 108 to 1319 code for a protein of 403 amino acids. Gene Ontology annotation, molecular function: G protein-coupled neurotensin receptor activity. Gene Ontology annotation, cellular component: plasma membrane.
UCCAGACACUGAACCCGUUUCCCUCCUGUUGAUGACCCAGUGAAAAUCGUCAAAUGCCUACUCUGUGAUAUUUUCAGUUCCUAUGCUUCCACUCAUAAAAGGCGCAAAUGGAUUUAAACUGCACGCUCUCGGAAUGCGAUGUGGCGGGCUUGGCCGCGCUGGCGCAGAGACUCUUUGGGAAUAACUCACUGUCCCCACUUGAUAACAGCUCCGACGCUUCCAAUUCAGAUGAGGAAGACCUGGAAGUAAAUACGGACAUUUACUCUAAGGUUAUAGUCACUGUCCUCUACGUAGCUCUGUUCGCGGUGGGCUCUAUGGGGAACUCCAUCACCCUGUACACACUGCUGACCAAAAAGACCCUGCAGAACCUCCAGAGCACUGUGCACUACCACCUGGCCAGCCUCGCCGUGUCCGACCUGCUGAUCCUAGUCCUCUCCAUGCCCAUCGAGCUCUAUAACUUCAUAUGGUUCCACCACCCGUGGGUAUUCGGAGACGCAGUGUGCAGGGGCUACUACUUCCUCCGGGACAGCUGCUCCUACGCCACCGCGCUCAACAUCGCCAGCCUGAGCGUGGAGCGCUACAUGGCCAUCUGCCAUCCGUUCAAAGCCAAGAGCAUCAUGUCCCGCAGCCGCACCAAGAAGCUGAUCAGCGCCAUGUGGCUCGCAUCCUUCGCGCUCGCUUCACCGAUGCUCUUCACCAUGGGCCAAGUGAUGCUCAAAGGCGAGAAGAUAUGCACCGCUAUCGUCUCCCCGCUCACCAUGAAGUCUGUUCUGCAGGUGAAUGCCUUUCUGUCCUUUGUGGUUCCCAUGGUGGCCAUAUCUGUGCUGAACGGGAUCAUAGCCAAUCAGCUGCUGCGAAUGUUCCGCGAGGCAGAGCAAGAAAACCGCAUCUGCAUUAUUGGGGGAAAUCCCACCAUGCUGAAUGUCACGGUAGAGCCGAACCGUGCUCAGUCGCUUCGCCAUGGAGUUCUUGUACUCCGAGCGGUGGUCAUUGCGUUCGUGGUCUGCUGGCUGCCCUAUCAUGCUCGCCGCCUCAUGUUUUGCUACGUCUCUGACUGGUCUGAUGACUUGUAUGACUUCUACCACUAUUUCUACAUGCUGACAAAUGUCCUGUUCUACGUCAGCUCAGCCAUCAAUCCCAUCCUCUACAACCUGGUGUCAGCCACCUACCGCCAGAUCUUCUUCUCCACCCUACGCUACUUCUGCAUGCCCUGCAAACAUAGGUCCAGAGGGCACCCCCACCCCUUGAACCGCCACUCCAUUAGCAUCUCCAGCAACCACACCCUCUCCACCAACAUCAUCAAAGAGACAGCGUACUAAACCCAUCAGCUGCUGCACUGUGUUUACUGGUCAGACUUUAAGGAAAUCUAGGACAGGGCUGGAGAUUGAACAGGGGCCACCAUUAUUGUCAUGUGGGGUAAAAUGCCCACUCUGAGACUGUGGUCAUUUCAGACUUUGUAAAUUGUGUUGUGAGGUAUAACAUCCUUAUUAAGCAUAACAUGAGUUUGUAUUGUAAAAAGAAGAAUGAAAAAAGAAAGUAUGGUGGAUGUAAAUAUAGUAAAUCCUUAACAUCAAACUGAUAAAUGGAUGUUUUGUACAAUGUUUCUAUAUGUACAUGUACAAAAAAAUCUCACUAGCUUGGUGAUUAACAUUAGAAAUGACCAGUGUCUAGAAGAAAGAAUUUUAAAAAUUAUCCUGAAAGUAAGAAUGGCCUAUGGCAAAAAAUGCUACAAAAUGUCAGAUGUAAGCCUCUGUGUUAUUCAGAAUGGACAUCAAUGGAUAAUCCUUGCUUUGAUGUUAGAAAAAAGGUGCACGCAAAGAGUGGGUGUUUCUCAUCCUUGUGUCUGAGUUGCGCUGACAGCUGUGUCGGAAGAAUCUCUUCCAUUUUUGUCCCUCUCUUCAUUUUAUCAGGACUGUUUUUGAUCAGAAAUAUAGUAGUUAAGAGGGUAUGUCCAGAUUAUGCUAGUAUGAAGACAAUUUGGUAGGUCAUCUCUUAAACUAUGAAAUAUGAAUGCCAUGGGAAUUCCAGGGAAAAAAACUAAAAAACUGUUUUCAAAGCUACAGAAGUGGCUGCAAAUGAUUAUUUGAAGGAUUCAUACAAAUCAGUAGUGACCUUGAGGAGUAAUUAACAUUUGGUACAAACUGCUAAUUUUGCCCGCUAUUUUAAGUUUAAGCUUGAGAUUCACUCAUAUUAAGUCAAGAUCAAUAUUUUUAUCUUUUAUACUCACACACAUUUAAAAACAGAGGGUCUAGGUUGAAAAAUACAAUAAUCUCCCUUUAAGGGACAGAAGUUUAAAAAAAAAAAAAAAAAAGCUUGUUCAAAGACCUGCAAUAAAUACUGCGGUUUUGUCAGCCUGUUGUGCUGUUUUAUGUUGUGUUGUGGUUGUUUUGUAAAAGUAAGUGUUUAUGAUAGGUUUAGGGUUUCAAAAUUCCGGGAACAUUCAAAGUUGGAGACUUUCCAUGGGAAUAAACUGGACAUUUUGUGUGGUAUUCAUACUUACUGUAUUUACCUUGUCAUAUACAGACAUAAAUAUACAAAAAAUGUUGGGUCAUAAGCUGAUUUGAGCCCUAAGAAAACUUUGGGGACUUAACUAUAUGCUUUUGCAUCUUUGUGUCAUUCUUAACAUAGGUCUUUGCACAGUAUUUGCAAAUGUACACAGCCUUUCCUUCUACAUUGGCUGGGGUGAAAUGUCUCCACACAGGAGAUAGAUGAUCAAUCCUCAAUCAGCAUGCUAAUAUAUUUCCCCUAGUAAUAUCAUCAAAACUUACCUGAUAAGUCCUUGGGCUAAUCCAGUAGUGUGGCCUCAAAAGCCCUGCUGUAGUGUGCAGGAUGCUGGGAAUUAUCUGUGCAUGUGAUGGAGAAAUGCAGGGUUGAAAUUCAACGUGCAGCGUUUGAUGCAUUCCAUACAUCUUUAAAAUAGAGAUUUGAAUGACAUUUUUAUUGCUGAGUGUUUAAUUUGCGGUAAAAAGGAAAUGUUCUAUUCCCCAAAUUCCCCAGUUUAACUUCCCAUGGAAAGUUGCCGACCCUUUGCAAUCCUAGAUAGGCUGUGAAAUACUGUUAAAUGACUUAUGUAAAAGUCAUGUUUGUUAUCUCUUUGCAUACAAAGCAAGAUAAGAGCCAGACAGUCCCAGUAACUUCUACCUGCCAGACUUAAUUGAGCCUCCUUCAUUAUGUACUGUGCUUUUUAAUAACCAGUAGAUGUCACAAAUUCACAAAAUUUUGCUGUCAUAGAUGCCCUCUAAAUCCACAUCUACAACAACUGAAAUUACUGAAAUGGAAAAGUUGUUGUGUUAGAUGUUGUCUAACAUUUCUACUCUCUGCCAUUUAACAAUGUCCUAUUGUUGUAAGAUGUGUUACAGCAGAUAAUAACCCCACUGCUGUGAGGUAGUAUGUCCUUAAAAGUAAAGAAACAUUAUAUAACAUGUUAUCAUUAGUUUACCUCAGUCUUAGUGUAUUGCACUUCAAAAUAUUUUUAGGAUGGAAUUUUCUUCUCAUGUCUUUUUAGCUGCAGAAUUUCUCUUUCCUCACUUGUUUCCCUCUGUGGCUGUAUGACAUUGCAACACACACAGGAUAUUUAAAGUGGCUCUAAAAGUCAACCUGUAUCGCCACGGUCACAUCUCCUGUCGCCUUCCCUGUGGGUGUUCCAAUCUCUUACAGCCACGUUGGGUUUAAAGCCCAAUUCAUGCUUCUGCGUCGAAGCUACGCCAUAGCCUACAAGUAGAUGUGUAACCUACACAGAGCCUUACACCAAAACCUGACGUGCACCUCCCCAAACACUUAACUACGCAUCAAGGCUGUGAUUGGUCCCCCACGGUAAUAGGUAUACCAGAAACCGACCUACAGCCCCUAUCGCAUUUUGAAAGAACAUUUUGAAAUUACUCAUAAAUUAUGGUGAUUUUAAUAAUGGUCUUAUUUCAAUGUACAAUUAAAAUACAAUCAAUGAACUGAGUGCAUUUCCCUCUCUCUACAAAUUAUUAUUAUUAGACGAGUGCACCAUUCCAGUAACCCUAAUAAUUGUGUCUGAUUUUGCAUCUCAUGAUUUAUGCCCAGUGCCAGCGUCCAUUACCAAUGCAAUAACAUUGUGCCCUUUAUUCAGUGAGGUAGAAAAUAAUUAUCUUGAGGUGUAGGAGGCCACAUACCUUAAUUUAAUGUUAACCAUUCUUAUUAACUGUAACCACCAUCAUUCCAGAUGUUAAAGUGUUAAGGUUGAUUUUAUUUGCCAUAACCCUGUCAAUGCUGCUGUAGCAAUGCCUAACAUACAAUUAUUUGUACAUCCAAAUGCAUUGAGAUGAAAAGGAGCUGUCAGAGAGAAGGUGGAAGAUCUGCUGAUCGAUAAUGGCGUAAGCGUCUAGACAUGCUUUCCUCAAAAACAUAAUGGUCCUGUUUAUGAAAUAAAAGAGAGAAGGUCAAAUGCUUGGCCAACUGCAGCAUGAGGUGGGUUUACCUGUCAUUAUAGAAUGUAACAUGAAGAGGCAUGGAUUUUUAUCAAUAUUAUUCAAUGAUCACCUCAGCGUUUAUUUUCCAUAAUGGUCAGUCCAUCACUUGUUACUUUUCGCAGACAUUGAUUUAUGGCAAUGAAUCUAGAUUUGGUCAUUGAAGUUGAGCAGAAGUGUUCAAUACCUUUGGCAUCUACACCUCAUGUACUACAUAGUGCAAUAUAACAUAAUAUUUACAUGCCCACAAUGUUUUUAAUUAAAGAUUACAAACCUGAGCUACUCUGGCUGUACAGGCACCAUGUUGUACAAUAUGUGUUAUAGGUUCUAAGCUAAGCUGAUUCUGGUUAGGUAAUGUUCUGUCCUGGUACAUCAACAUCAAUUCAGGCUUAUGGGGCACAGGCUUUUUAAAAUGGGCUAUUAAAAUCAUGAGUUAAAAUGGGCCAAACUUUCCCCUGUAAGGAGUGACAGUCGCUGCUGUCAGUACUCUGACUCAUGUGCAGUUUACACCUCACUCAUUUAAUGUCUUUCAAACAAACAUUUGGGAUCAAUGAGUUAACCACAGUUUUGUUGACGAGAGGUUGUUCUUUAACUGGUGGUGAGAGAACCAAGGCUGUCCCUCAAUUUAGAAGAGUAUGUACAGUGAUUUGCUACAAAUCAAUGGACUUCAUUAUGAAAGGCUGUAGCAAUGAUUUAGCAGCGGAAUCAAUCAAUUGUUUCUGGGGUGAUACAUUUCAAUAUGCUUUGCUGUUUGCUAAGUCAGUGACCAAAGGUUGUGUGGCGUACCAUCAGUGUAUUUAGUGCAAUUGAUGGAUGAAUGGAUUUUGUUCCCCAUGUUGGUCGCUUCCAUUUGCCAAUUAGCACUAAAACAAGUAUCCUUGAGGCUAAUGGGAAUUUUGAGCCGACAUGGUGUAGAUGAGAAUACAGGGAAAUGCAGCUAGUUAUUUCACAAAUGUCAAUACAAUUAAUGAUGACCCCGCCAGGUAGUUGUUGAGAUAUGUCAGUCUGGAUUUAAAUCAACCAAAAGGGGGCUAGGUUAAUACAACUAGUCUUUGUAUUUGGUAUCAUUACAAUAAAGAUUGCAAACGGAAUCUACAACCUAGCCCAGCACUUUUGUUAAAGUGUAUGGAUACUUGACACUCCUCCCACCUUCUCAGUGCACAUCGCAGCAGUAACCUACCAAAACAAGCUCAACAUCUGUGUUUUACCUUUAUAUUCUGAAAUGACUGGUCAUUAUCAUAAUGUGCAUUGUUGGUGAUGGUUAUUGGCUGUGCUUUGUAUUGGUUGAAAUACAGUAGCUCUGUGUUCAUGUACAGCAUCUUUGUUUGUUAUCUGUGGAGCCACUUUACUGUAUACUAUAUAUUCUCUUUUAUUGACUUCAUUCAGGCCAAACAUCAGUAUCCUUUUUCAACAGGUUCACCAGACAGCUAUAAUGAAAAAAUUACUGUAUAUCCCUUAAAGAGUGCAAACUAUUCCAGCUGCACAUGCAGUCAUAGUUAUGUUCUCUGGACUUGGCAGUACAGACCUGCACAUGGAUGUAUUAUGAGUUGAAUGUAAAAGGUAAAUGGUUUGUAUUUAUAUAGCGCUUUUCUAGUUUUGAUGACCACCCAAAACGCUUUACAGUAAUGUGUCUUGGCCUUGUGCUCACUGUAUUUAGAUCAAGCAAAUAUUUUGCUUAUUUUACUUGAUUCAGAUCACCUAGUUUAAACUCUAUAUCACACAUUUCUCUUGUAAAGUUUUAUUUUUAUCAUUAUACAAAUAAUUAAAAAAACAAGAUGAUGUUCUGACUUUGAUGAUUACA